Molecule: messenger RNA, 2294 nt
Organism: Marmota flaviventris (yellow-bellied marmot)
Lineage: Eukaryota; Metazoa; Chordata; Mammalia; Rodentia; Sciuridae
Gene: Fzd6
Product: frizzled class receptor 6
Biological process (GO): non-canonical Wnt signaling pathway; canonical Wnt signaling pathway
Cellular component (GO): plasma membrane
Molecular function (GO): Wnt receptor activity; Wnt-protein binding
Source: RefSeq, a predicted model, not a curated record
AGCAAUUGACCCAGAACUCAUUUCCAGAAAAACAGCUUCCUUCAAAUUGACAAAAUAAUGAAAUGAGGAAUUUGAACAUUUUAUCUUUGGACGGGAGUCUUCUGAUGGUGAAAAGCAAUUAAUCCAAGCCAUGUGGUAAAAUCAGGAAUUUGAAGAAAAUGGAACUGUUCCCAUUUUUGUUAAUAUGUGUUUUUCUGCCCCUCAUAAGGGGGCAUAGUCUCUUCACCUGUGAACCAAUUACUGUUCCCAGAUGCAUGAAAAUGGCCUACAACAUGACAUUUUUCCCUAAUCUGAUGGGUCAUUAUGACCAGGGUAUUGCUGCUGUGGAAAUGGAGCAUUUUCUUCCUCUUGCAAAUUUGGAAUGUUCACCAAAUGUUGAAACUUUCCUUUGCAAAGCUUUUGUACCAACCUGCACAGACCAAAUUCAUGUGGUUCCGCCUUGUCGAAAAUUUUGUGAGAAAGUAUAUUCUGAUUGUAAAAAAUUAAUUGAUACUUUUGGAAUCAGAUGGCCUGAGGAACUUGAAUGUGACAGAUUGAAAUACUGUGAUGAGACUGUUCCUAUAACCCUUGAUCCACACACAGAGUUUCUUGGUCCUCAGAAAACAGAAGACAUCCCAAGAGACAUUGGAAUUUGGUGUCCAAGGCAUCUUAAGACUUCUGUGGGGCAAGGCUAUAAGUUUCUGGGAAUUGAUCAGUGUGCACCUCCAUGUCCCAACAUGUAUUUUAAAAAUGAUGAGCUAGAGUUUGCAAAAAGUUUUAUUGGGAUAGUUUCAAUAUUUUGUCUUUGUGCAACUCUGUUUACAUUUCUUACUUUUUUAAUUGAUGUUAAAAGAUUCAGAUACCCAGAGAGACCAAUUAUAUAUUACUCUGUGUGUUACAGCAUUGUAUCUCUUAUGUACUUUGUUGGUUUUUUGCUAGGCAAUAGCACAGCAUGCAAUAAGGCAGACGAGAAGCUAGAAGUCGGUGACACUGUUGUUCUAGGCUCUCAAAAUAAGGCUUGUACCAUUUUAUUUAUGUUUUUGUAUUUUUUCACAAUGGCUGGCACUGUGUGGUGGGUGAUUCUGACCAUUACUUGGUUCUUAGCUGCAGGAAGAAAAUGGAGUUGUGAAGCCAUUGAACAGAAAGCAGUGUGGUUUCAUGCUGUUGCAUGGGGCAUCCCAGGUUUUCUGACUGUUUUGCUUCUUGCCAUGAACAAAGUUGAAGGAGAUAACAUUAGUGGAGUUUGCUUUGUUGGCCUUUAUGACCUGGAUGCCUCUCGCUACUUUGUACUUUCACCGUUGUGCCUUUGUGUGUUUGUUGGGCUGUCUCUUCUUUUAGCUGGCAUUAUUUCCUUAAACCAUGUGCGACAAGUUAUACAGCAUGAUGGGCGGAACCAAGAGAAACUAAAGAAAUUUAUGAUUCGAAUUGGAGUCUUCAGUGGCCUGUAUCUUGUGCCCUUAGUGACACUUCUGGGAUGUUAUGUCUAUGAGCAAGUGAACAGGGUUACCUGGGAGAUAACUUGGGUCUCUGACCAUUGUCGUCAGUACCACAUCCCAUGUCCUUAUCAGGCAAAAGCAGAAGCUCGACCAGAAUUGGCCCUAUUCAUGAUAAAAUAUCUGAUGACAUUAAUUGUCGGUAUCUCUGCUGUCUUCUGGGUUGGAAGCAAAAAAACAUGCACAGAGUGGGCUGGGUUUUUUAAACGAAAUCGCAAGAGAGAUCCGAUCAGUGAAAGUCGAAGAGUGCUACAGGAGUCAUGUGAAUUUUUUUUAAAGCAUAAUUCUAAAGUGAAACACAAAAAGAAGCAUUACAAACCACGUUCACACAAGCUGAAAGUCAUUUCCAAAUCCAUGGGGACCAGCACAGGAGCUACAACAAAUCAUGGCACUUCUGCAGUAGCAAUCACUGACCAUGAUUACUUAGGACAAGAAACUUUGACAGAAGUCCAAACCUCUCCAGAAACAUCAGUGAGAGAGGGGAGAGCAGACAGAGCAAGCACCCCCAAAUUAAGAGAGCAGGACGGUGGUGAGCCUGCCUCCCCAGCAGCCUCUACCUGCAAACUCUCUGGGGAGCAAGCCAACAGGAAAGGCCGGGCAGGCAGCAUGAAGGAUAAGAGCAGUGUGUCUGAGGGUUCUCGGAGUGCAGGAAGGGUAAGUCCAAGGAGUGAUAUUACUGAAACUGCCCCAGUGCAGAGCAACAAUUCACAGGCGCCCAGUUCUUCAGAGCCAAGCAGCCUUAAAGCUUCCACAUCUCUGCUUGUUCACUCAGCUUCCGAAGAUAGAAAAGAGCAGAGUGCUGGCGGUCAUUCAGAUACUUGA